Molecule: messenger RNA, 3669 nt
Organism: Torulaspora delbrueckii
Lineage: Eukaryota; Fungi; Ascomycota; Saccharomycetes; Saccharomycetales; Saccharomycetaceae
Gene: RPB2
Product: DNA-directed RNA polymerase II subunit RPB2
Exons: 1
Coding region: 1-3669 (1222 amino acids)
Biological process (GO): DNA-templated transcription
Cellular component (GO): RNA polymerase II, core complex
Molecular function (GO): ribonucleoside binding; DNA binding; DNA-directed RNA polymerase activity
Source: RefSeq, a predicted model, not a curated record
AUGUCCGCAGCAGAGGAUGAUUACUAUAACGAAGAUCCCUAUGGUUACGAGGAUGAAAACUCUCCAAUCACUGCGGAGGACUCAUGGGCCGUCAUCUCAGCGUUCUUUAGGGAGAAGGGGUUAGUAUCUCAACAGUUGGACUCUUUUAACCAGUUUGUUGAUUAUACUUUACAGGAUAUUAUUUCGGAGGACUCUACGUUGAUCUUGGAACAAUUGGCGCAACACACGACCGAGGCAGAUAAUAUUAGUAGGAAAUAUGAGAUCAGUUUCGGAAAGAUUUACGUGACUAAACCUAUGGUUAACGAAUCCGAUGGUGUUACACAUGCAUUAUACCCACAGGAGGCUCGUCUGCGUAAUUUGACCUACUCUUCAGGUUUGUUUGUCGAUGUUAAAAAGAGAACAUACGAGGCUGUAGAUGUUCCUGGCAGAGAAUUGAAGUAUGAAUUGAUCGCAGAAGAAUCGGAGGAUGACAGUGAGAGUGGGAAAGUGUUUAUUGGACGUUUACCUAUCAUGUUGAGAUCCAAGAACUGUUACUUAAGUGACGCUACCGAAUUAGACUUGUACAAAUUGAAGGAGUGUCCUUUUGAUAUGGGUGGUUAUUUCAUUAUCAACGGAUCCGAAAAAGUCCUGAUCGCACAGGAACGUUCCGCAGGUAAUAUCGUCCAGGUCUUCAAGAAAGCCGCUCCAUCACCUAUCUCACAUGUUGCUGAAAUCAGAUCCGCAUUAGAAAAAGGUUCUCGUUUCAUAAGUACAUUGCAGGUUAAACUUUACGGACGUGAAGGUAGUUCGGCUCGUACAAUCAAGGCAACUUUGCCCUAUAUCAAACAAGAUAUCCCAAUCGUCAUCAUUUUCAGAGCCCUUGGUAUUAUUCCUGAUGGUGAAAUAUUGGAACAUAUUUGUUAUGACGUGAAUGAUUGGCAAAUGUUAGAAAUGUUGAAACCAUGUGUGGAAGAUGGGUUCGUUAUCCAGGAUCGUGAAACUGCAUUGGAUUUCAUCGGCCGUCGUGGUACCGCUCUAGGUAUCAAGAAGGAGAAGAGAAUACAGUAUGCAAGAGAUAUUUUGCAAAAGGAGUUCCUACCGCAUAUUACACAACUAGAAGGUUUCGAAAGUAGAAAAGCUUUCUUCCUCGGUUACAUGAUUAAUAGAUUAUUACUUUGUGCAUUGGACCGUAAGGAUCAGGAUGACCGUGAUCAUUUUGGUAAGAAAAGAUUGGAUCUGGCUGGUCCAUUGUUAGCCCAACUUUUCAAGACUUUGUUCAGAAAAUUGACAAAGGAUAUUUUCCGUUACAUGCAAAGAACUGUCGAAGAGGCAAAGGAUUUCAAUAUGAAAUUAGCUAUCAACGCAAAGACGAUCACAUCUGGUUUGAAAUACGCAUUGGCCACUGGUAACUGGGGUGAACAAAAGAAAGCCAUGUCUUCUAGAGCCGGUGUCUCUCAAGUGUUGAACCGUUACACCUACUCGUCAACAUUGUCCCAUUUAAGAAGAACUAACACUCCAAUUGGUCGUGAUGGUAAAUUAGCUAAACCACGUCAAUUGCAUAAUACUCACUGGGGGUUGGUUUGUCCUGCAGAGACUCCCGAAGGUCAAGCGUGUGGUUUGGUUAAGAAUUUGUCUCUGAUGUCAUGUAUAUCAGUCGGUACUGAUCCAAUGCCAAUCAUCACUUUCCUGAGUGAAUGGGGUAUGGAACCAUUGGAGGAUUAUGUUCCUCAUCAAUCACCGGAUGCUACCCGAGUUUUUGUGAAUGGUGUCUGGCAUGGUGUUCACAGAAAUCCAGCAAGAUUGAUGGAAACUUUGAGAACCUUAAGAAGAAAAGGUGAUAUUAAUCCAGAGGUCUCCAUGGUUAGAGAUAUUCGUGAAAAGGAAUUGAAGAUUUUUACAGACGCUGGUAGAGUCUAUAGACCACUGUUCAUUGUGGAAGACGAUGAAACACUUGGGCAUAAGGAACUAAAGGUUAGGAAGGGACACAUCGGUAAACUGAUGGCAACAGAAUAUCAGGAUAUAGAGGGUGGUUUCGAAGAUUCUGAGGAUUAUACCUGGUCUUCGUUGCUAAACGAGGGUUUGGUAGAAUACAUUGAUGCCGAAGAAGAAGAAACCAUCUUGAUUUCGAUGCAACCAGAAGAUUUGGAACCUGUACAGGAAGCUCACGAAUUUAAUGAAGAUGAUGAUUUAGCGAAGCGUAUUAGAGCCACUCAGCAUGCAACGACCUUUACUCAUUGUGAAAUUCAUCCAUCCAUGAUUCUCGGUGUUGCUGCAUCCGUAAUUCCAUUCCCUGACCACAACCAAUCUCCACGUAACACCUACCAAUCGGCUAUGGGUAAGCAAGCUAUGGGUGUUUUCCUGACCAACUACAAUGUCCGUAUGGAUACCAUGGCAAACAUUCUAUACUAUCCGCAAAAGCCAUUGGGUACGACACGUGCUAUGGAAUACCUUAAGUUCAGAGAACUACCGGCAGGCCAAAAUGCCAUUGUCGCCAUCGCUUGUUACUCUGGUUACAACCAGGAAGAUUCUAUGAUUAUGAACCAAUCUUCGAUCGAUCGAGGAUUAUUCAGAUCACUUUUCUUCCGGUCUUACAUGGACCAAGAAAAGAAAUACGGUAUGUCUAUCACCGAGACAUUCGAAAAACCACAACGCACAAACACUCUAAGGAUGAAGCAUGGUACUUACGAUAAGUUGGAUGACGACGGUUUGAUAGCACCGGGUGUCAGAGUCUCAGGUGAAGAUAUUAUCAUUGGUAAAACUACACCAAUAUCACCCGAUGAAGAAGAAUUGGGUCAAAGAACAGCAUAUCACUCGAAGCGUGAUGCUUCAACACCAUUAAGAAGUACUGAAAACGGUAUUGUUGAUCAAGUCUUGAUAACAACCAACCAAGAUGGUUUAAAAUUCGUCAAGGUGCGUGUAAGAACCACCAAGGUUCCUCAGAUUGGUGACAAAUUCGCCUCUCGUCACGGUCAAAAAGGUACUAUUGGUAUCACUUACGGUAGAGAGGAUAUGCCAUUCACUGCUGAAGGUAUUGUACCAGAUCUAAUCAUCAAUCCCCACGCCAUUCCAUCUCGUAUGACGGUCGCGCAUUUAAUCGAAUGUCUACUUAGUAAAGUGGCAGCAUUAUCUGGUAACGAAGGUGACGCAUCUCCAUUCACCGACAUUACUGUGGAAGGUAUUUCUAAGCUUCUACGUGAGCAUGGUUAUCAAUCUCGUGGUUUCGAAGUCAUGUACAAUGGACAUACUGGUAAAAAGUUGAUGGCUCAAAUCUUCUUCGGUCCUACGUACUACCAACGUCUAAGACACAUGGUGGAUGACAAGAUUCAUGCGAGAGCACGUGGUCCUAUGCAAGUUUUGACAAGACAGCCAGUUGAGGGUAGAUCUAGAGAUGGUGGUCUCAGAUUCGGUGAAAUGGAACGUGACUGUAUGAUCGCACAUGGUGCCGCGGCCUUCCUAAAGGAGAGACUGAUGGAGGCAUCAGAUGCCUUCAGAGUUCACAUCUGUGGUAUUUGUGGGUUGAUGAGUGUUAUUGCCAAAUUGAACCAUAACCAAUUCGAAUGUAAAGGUUGUGACAACAAGAUUGACAUCUAUCAAAUCAAUAUUCCAUAUGCUGCCAAACUGUUAUUCCAAGAGCUAAUGGCAAUGAACAUUACCCCCCGUUUGUACACUGAUAGAUCCAAAGAUUUUUAA